UACAGUAAAUGUAAUGUGAAGUUAAGUUUUAACCCUCGGGAAUAAAUCUAGGGUUAUGGAGGAGUCGAACGAGGAGCUCAGGGUCAUUCCCGAGCUCUACUUUCUGAUAGCGAAAUUUCUGUCGGGCGGUCCUCUGAAAGAAACUGCAAAGACACUGCUAAAAGAGCUCGAGACGAUAGAGGUGCUGCCCCGACGACUCGACUGGGAGGGCAACGAGCACGCCCAGUCUUACGAUGAAUUGGCAUCACAACAUGCAGACAUAUCAUGGCGGCGGCUCGUGUCGGUGUGCGAGCGCGCGCUGUGCAUCGCGCGCAAGGCCCCCGCCGCGCUCUCCGGGGGCGAGGCCGCGCCCGAGCCCGGGGGCGCGGGGGGCGCGCCCGACGCGGACCCGGGGGGCGCGGGGGGCGAGCUGGCCGCGCGCCUGUCGCUGCUCAGCGAGACCCUCGUGCGCCCCAAGCCCAAGUACGCCUCCUUCAAGCAGGACCACACGCUCGUGCGGCGGCUGGUGUCGCGCGAGCUGGGCGUGGGCGCGGCGAGCGUGGCGGGCGGGCGCGGCGGCCAGGCCAUGCUGCCGCCGCGCCUGCUGGGCGGCUUGCAGCUGCAGCGGCGGACGCUGGGCCACCUGUCCGCCGUGUACUGCGUGGUGCUGGACUGCACCGGGCGCUACGUGAUGACGGGCGCCGACGACAUGCUCAUCAAGAUCUGGAGCGCGGCGGACGCGCGGCUGGUGGCCACACUGCGCGGCGUGGGCGCGGAGGUGACGGACGUGUGCGUGUCGGCGGACGGCGCGCUGCUGGCGGCCGGGUCCGUGGACCGGCUGGUGCGCGUGUGGGCGCUGGCGGACGCCGAGCCCCGCGCAGUGCUGGCCGCCCACGCGGGGACCAUCACGUCCGUGCACUGGGCGCCGCCCGCGCGCGCGGACGUGCGCUGGCUGGCCUCCACGUCCACGGACUGCUCCGUGGCCUUCUGGACGUGCUCGCCGGACGGCCACUUCCUGUCGCAGCCGGUGCAGUACGUGGAGCGCAUGAGGCCGGGCGUGUGCCACAUGAUCUGUGCGGCCUGGUCCGCGGGCGGGGCCUUCCUGGCGGCCGGCAGCGCGGACCACCACGUGCGCAUCUACACGGUGGAGCACGAGCCGGGCGGGCCCAAGCGGGUGCUGGAGACCCCGCGCACGACGACGCCCAAGGACGGCAGCGCGGCCCUGUGGACGCUGCACGCCACGCAGUGGAGGCACGUCCUGCUGCGGCCCGAGCCCGCGCCCGGCGACAAGCGCCUGAAGAUGACCAUGGUGUGCUGGGACCGCAGCGACGCCUUCGUGCUCACGGCCGUGUCGGACUGCACGGUGCGGGUGUGGUGUGCGCGCUCGGGGGCCGCCGUGCGGGCCCUGCGGGGGCAUCGCGACGAGGCCUACGUGUUGGAGGCGCACCCCUUCCUGCCCGCCGUGUUCCUGUCGGCCGGCCACGACGGCCAGCUGCUGGUUGGGGGCGGCGCCGCCAGCGUGGCCGCCACCGACUCGCACGGACACCUGCUGCUGCUGGGGCUGGGCCGCGGACACCGCCUCUACUCGCAGCUGCCCACCGAGCUGUUCUUCCACACCGACUACCGGCCCGUGGUGGUGGACGCACUGGGCGGCGCCCACGACGAGCAGACAGACACGCCCCCGCACUUGCUGCCGCCGCCCUUCCUGGUGGACGUGGAGGGCGCCCCCCACCCGCCGCAGUUCCAGCGCCUGGUGCCGGGCCGCGAGAACCUGGCGCUGUCGCAGCUGAUCCCCGCCGCGGACGCGCCCCGCUCCCGCAUCGACUCGCUCAUCGAGGCGCUGGCGGCGCCGGGCGGGGGCGCGGAUGAGGCGCCGCCCGCUCAUGAUCAGCACGGCGGGUGA
Messenger RNA from Trichoplusia ni (cabbage looper), 1882 nucleotides. Its product is annotated as PH-interacting protein-like. Gene Ontology annotation, molecular function: protein binding. Gene Ontology annotation, biological process: regulation of transcription by RNA polymerase II; cytoskeleton organization; regulation of cell shape. The coding region runs from base 56 to 1882 and encodes 608 amino acids. The record is from RefSeq and is a predicted model, not a curated record. The transcript is spliced from 9 exons. Gene Ontology annotation, cellular component: nucleus. NCBI's taxonomy places the organism in Eukaryota, Metazoa, Arthropoda, Insecta, Lepidoptera, Noctuidae.